Messenger RNA from Drosophila rhopaloa, 1916 nucleotides. RefSeq lists its product as uncharacterized. NCBI's taxonomy places the organism in Eukaryota, Metazoa, Arthropoda, Insecta, Diptera, Drosophilidae. The record is from RefSeq and is a predicted model, not a curated record.
GUGGCUCCAAGUCCGCGCAGUCGAGUUCCGCGUCCCCGAGCGUUGAGUUCAGUCUUAUAAAGAGCAGCAGCAUUUCCUGGCUAAGCGGGAAAAUCAACCAUCUACUACCAUACCAUACCAUCUACCAUCACGCGCGCCAAGUUCAAAUCAUACUCUAUUUUUUUUUUACACGGAGUGCUAUAGUUUUUUUUGUGUUCCAAGUGCAAUACGGAAGUGUGUUUUGGCAGCAGCUAUACAUUUAUAUAGCCCACAGGAUACCAGGAUACCAAACUCAUAGUUCCGCGACAAGAUGACUAGUUCGAGGAACAUCCUGCUGAUGCUGCUCCUGGUGGCCAGUGCCUGCCUCGUCCAUUUGGAGGCCAAGACCGUCUUCCGGCGCACGGACAAGAUAUCGGAGAACUUCAAGCAGUUGGAUCUGCCGCCCGAGGAGAUUGACCCGAAUGUGGCGCCCCCAGAAUCCGAACCGCCCAAGGUGGAGGAUGUGGCGGAGGAGGUGGUGGCCGAUGCAGUGACUCCGGCCUCUGUGAUCGACGAGAGUGCCAAUGAGAUUGCCAGCGGAGAUGUGGAGACGCCGAAUGCGGCCGUGGCCUCCGUUCCCGAGGUUGCCGAGGCUGUUGAGGCUGCCGUUCCAGAAGCCCCUGCUCCGGUGGCCACCACCUUGGCCGCCAAGCCCAAGCCCACCGCUGCUCCGACCACCGCCAAGCCGGAGAAUCCCAUCAGCAAGUACUGCAAGUGCACGGAGUCGCAUUGCGACUGCUGCCGGAAGUUUGGACUGCCGUUGCUGCCCAGCGGACAGGGCUGUGCCAAGAUUGCCUACUUGGGCAACGACGAGAUGAGCGUGUCCCUGAAGUACGGCGACAUCACCUUGGCCUCCCGUCGCAUCUCCAGCAAGCGUUCCCGUCCCAUUUGCGUCGGCCUGCCGGGCGGCUACUCCAAGUUCUGCGGCAAGGUCUACGGUCUGUCCCGCUCCAAGGACGCCAAGGACUUCAAGGCCUGCUUGGCCUUCGAGCUGCGUGCCGACGACGAGGUGGAGGCCUCCCUGCGCGUCUCCUGCUUCAAGUUCGGUCCGGAAGGACUCCGUGUGGCCGAGGCGGAGCCACUGCCCGUGAAGCCCAGCUCGGAUGACGAUGAUGACGACGACGAUGACAUCUUCGGAUUUGCCGCUGGUGGUGACGACGAUGAGGAUGAGGAGGAUGACUAUGACAGCGACAACGAUGCGGAUGCGGAUACCGAUGACGACGACGACACCGAGGAUUAUGCCGACGAUGAUGAGGCCGAGGCGCCCGAGGAUGCCGACUACGGUGGUUUCAGCCUGGCUGGACUGCUCGACGAACUGGAUGAUGAUGAGGACGAAAAGCCGGUGAAGAAGCCAGCGGCUGUGGCCGCCGUGGAUGAGACCCGCGAACAUGUGGCUGCCGAUGGGCAAACGACCUCCACAUCGCAAUCGCAAUCGACAUCGACCAACGAACAGGUGCAGAGCAAGGACGAUUCAGGAGCUCCGGCCGCUGGCGAUGCUGCUGCUAAUGCUGCUCCUGCCGCCGUCGAUGGAGAUGUGGUGACCCCGUCACCCGCCACCGAUGACGACUCCACCACGCCCAAGUCCAAAAAGUCGAAGAAGGCGAAAAAGAACAAGAAGAAGAAGGCCGCCGCCGAGGCGACGGAUGAGACAGGAUUCGCCUAUGAGCUGCUCAACGGCAUCCUGGAUUUUUUCAACUGAGCGGCCAGCGCGAGUUUGCCAACAUGCUGGGCAACAGUGUAAAUACCUUGUACCGCCGCAGCUGGCCGUCGGAGAAUUAGAGUUAAGCACUACUUAAGGGUCCCCCUCUGAAAAUUGCACUUAUUUAUUUCCUAUUUAUUCGAUCCAUUAAUUUAUUUUAAAUUUAUAACGAAUAAAAGUCGAAAAUGUACUACCCAUA